Apus apus (common swift) is the source of this 1714-nucleotide messenger RNA. It is a transcript of the gene PHYKPL, whose product is annotated as 5-phosphohydroxy-L-lysine phospho-lyase. Lineage: Eukaryota; Metazoa; Chordata; Aves; Apodiformes; Apodidae. The transcript is spliced from 13 exons. The record is from RefSeq and is a predicted model, not a curated record. Gene Ontology annotation, cellular component: mitochondrion. Gene Ontology annotation, molecular function: pyridoxal phosphate binding; transaminase activity. The coding region runs from base 310 to 1542 and encodes 410 amino acids.
GUUUGCGGAGCUCAACUCGGCCGCCCGCAGCGCCGCUGGGCAGAGGGUCCAGCUGACCCGGUACCACAGCCCCUCAGAAAACUUUCCCCUGCACCACAAACGCGACACAAUUAACAAGGUGUGUCUGCCCGGUCUGACACAGCAAGUACAAAACAAUUCCAAACUUCCAAUGACUUGUGUUGCUUCAACUGACAAAAGACCCAGCCUCUUUUAAGUGCUUUCUUUGCUUCUCCUCAACAGUCAGGCUCCUCCUGCAAGCUGUUUUUUCCUGAAGACCCCGUGAAGAUCGUACAGGCAAAAGGCCAGUACAUGUAUGAUGAGCAUGGAAGACAAUACCUUGACUGCAUAAACAACGUUGCUCAUGUUGGACAUUGUCACCCUGCUGUUGUACAAGCAGCCCAUGAACAAAACCAACUGUUAAACACAAACUCUCGUUAUCUCCAUGACAACUUGGUUGAUUAUGCAGAGAGACUUUCAAAAACGCUACCUGAGAAGUUAUGCAUCUUUUAUUUUUUGAAUUCUGGAUCUGAAGCUAAUGACCUUGCCCUAAGGUUGGCACGACAGUUUACAAAACAUGAAGAUGUUAUAGUUUUAGAGCAUGCUUACCAUGGACACCUGACAUCCCUGAUUGACAUAAGCCCAUACAAAUUCAGAAAUCUAGAAGGACAAAAGGAAUGGGUCCACGUGGCUCCUGUUCCAGACACAUACAGAGGACUUUAUAGAGAAGACCAUGAAGACUCAGCAACUGCCUAUGCUAAUGAAGUGAAAAAUAUUAUCGAGCAAGCACAGAAGAGAGGCAGAAAGAUUGCUGCCUUUUUUGUUGAAUCUCUGCCAAGUGUGGGUGGUCAAAUAAUUCCACCAGCAGGCUAUUUUCAGAAGGUUGCAGAGCACGUGCACAAGGCAGGAGGCAUAUUUAUUGCUGAUGAAAUUCAGGUUGGCUUUGGCAGGGUUGGCAAGCACUUCUGGGCAUUCCAGCUCCAAGGAGAUGAUUUCAUACCUGAUAUUGUCACUAUGGGAAAGCCAAUAGGAAAUGGGCACCCUCUUGCCUGUGUGGCAACAACAAGAGAGAUUGCAGAAGCAUUUGCAGCCACAGGAGUAGAGUAUUUUAAUACAUUUGGAGGAAACCCUGUUUCCUGUGCAAUUGGGUUAGCUGUGUUAGAUGUGAUUGAGAAGGAACAGCUUCAGGCUCAUGCCACAGAAGUAGGAAACUUCUUGAUGAAGCUACUCAAGGAGCAGAAAAUCAAGCAUCCAAUCAUUGGGGAUGUCAGGGGUUCUGGCUUAUUCAUUGGUGUGGACUUAAUCAAGGAUCAAACAGAAAGGACCCCAGCCACAGCAGAAGCAGAGCAUCUAAUAACAAGACUUAAGGAAGAAUAUAUUCUACUGAGUACAGAUGGGCCAGGAAGAAAUGUUCUUAAAUUCAAGCCCCCAAUGUGCUUCAGCAUGGAGGAUGCAAAAUUUGUUGUGGACACAAUUGACAAGCUACUAACAGAUAUGGAAAAAGAAUGUGUGACCCAUCAGAAAACAUCCACUCCUUCUACCUGAGCAGGUUUCAAACAAUGUUCAAGAUCUACUACUAAGAAACAUUAUUCUACUAUAGUAAUGAACAUUUAAUCUUCAUCCUAGCAUGUCUUUGACCAGAUAAGUUACCUUUGAUUUUGUUAUUAGUAAAAAGCUUUAGAAGAAAUAAAUCUUACAUGAGUUUGUUUCAACUCUG